This is a messenger RNA of Volvox carteri f. nagariensis, 9309 nucleotides long. RefSeq lists its product as uncharacterized. Bases 1 to 9309 code for a protein of 3102 amino acids. The record is from RefSeq and is a predicted model, not a curated record. NCBI's taxonomy places the organism in Eukaryota, Viridiplantae, Chlorophyta, Chlorophyceae, Chlamydomonadales, Volvocaceae. The transcript has 19 exons.
AUGGGCUUGCCAGCAAUUACGGACCUGGAAAGGGCUUCGGAGGUUCCAAGCGUGGCCGUCCACCGCAGCCGAAGGAAAACGCGCCACAGAAGCGCCCCGAUGCAGAGCCCCGCGGAGCUCCAGCCGGCCCACGGCAACAGGCAUCCGUAUCAGAUACACCCAGGGGGGCCUGCCGGACCCAGCAGCCGGAGCGGUAGCAAGGGUUCUGCUAACGCCACUGCCACCGCCACCGGCGGCACCGGCGCCGGCCUCGCCUCGAAGAUCCUCGCCGCUGCGGAAUGGCGCCAGUUGACGGACCUGGUGAUCCAGUCGCUGGCCCCAGUCCAGACGCCUUCGGAUCGGGCCGCCGCCGCCGCCGUCCCCAGCAAUGCCUCUGACGCUGCUGCCGGACCUGAUGGUGAGGAUCUCUCUCCCGCCAGCACACUAGGGAAGGGCCAGGGCACUAUCCAACAGGACACCACCGCUGCGGCAGCGGCAGCAGGGGGGAAUCCGCCAGGGCCGCCAGAGUCGGGGCGCCGCUGCCAGCUCUCUGAGUCAGAUCUGCUGCUGGUGUUGUGGCGACUGGUUUGCAGUGGGGUGCUACGGCCGGGCGGAAUGUGGCAGCAGCAGCCGCAGCCGCAGCAGAGCCUGAGAUCCGGAGUGGCCCGACCCGGGCUUCUGCCACCGCCGCUGCUGCCGCCGCCGCCGCCCUCCGCCCUGCCGUCCAUGUCCACGGGUUUACAGUCGCAGCAACUGUGGCCAGGGGCCGCGGCGGGACUCCAGUGGCUUGCGCCUUCCCCUUUCUCCCCGUUCAAGUCGGGCCCGACGUACGGCCUGAUGGAUCCGCUGACCGGGGGCCUUACGACAGGGGGCUGGGGGCCCCGCAACGGGGAAGGAGCUCGCCGGGGCCGGGAGUCCUCCGAGGAUGACUCUCUGCUGCCCUCCGGGUUUCGGAGCCCCAGGGCCCCCACGGCAGCGGUGCUGCCGCCGCCGCCGCCGGCCGCCCUGACGGGCAGCAGCGUGGCGCGGCAGAGGUGCCUGGCGGCCGUGUCUGCGGCGGCUCGGCAGCUGGCGCCCGGGAUGAGCCCGCGGUCUCUGGUGGCGGCCCUGGAGCUGCUGGCCCACUGGACCCGGGCCGUGGGGGGGCCCCAGGUGGAUGAGAGGACCUCCGUCCGCGGGCGGGGUGGCGGCGGUGGGGACGAUGAGGACGCGAUGUGGCAGCUUGCAGAGCCCUUUCUCGCAGCUGUCGCCACGUCUGCGUCCUCCACAUCGCAGUGGGGACCCUCGGAGCUGCUGGCGGUGGGCGCCGUGAUCCUAUCAUCCCUGGAGCAGCUGCUGCUGCCAGCCCCUGCGCCGCCGCUACUGCCGCUCGGCCCCCGCUCGGAGCCGGAGUCUCGAGGGCAGCAGCAGCCGUACGAGCAGGACGAGCAGAUGGUGGUUUGGCCAGGGGGAGAGGGGUGGGGCGCUCAGGGGGAGAGGGUUGAGGUGGGGGGGAAAGGGGAGAGGGCCGGAGAAGGCGAGGGCUGCUGGCUGGCGGCCGAGUGGGUGGGGAUGCUGUGGGCGGAGGUGAUGGGCAAGGCGGCCUCGUUGGACUCGGCGGGGUGUGUGGGUGCCCUCCUGGAGCUGACCUGGUACGUGGAGGUCGGGGGGGGGACACGGCCGCACGCGCAGCAGGAGCGAGCAGGCGGUGUGGCGACAGGCGUUGGGCGUGUACGGCAGUUGACAGCGACUCUAUUUCAUUAUUUGCCGCCCCAGCUGGCAGGAUGCAGCCCAGACCACCUGGCGGCUGCGAUGACCGCCGCCGCGACGCUGCAUGAGUAUGGCUGCGUCGCUACCGCAGCGGUGCAGCUCCAAUACACCUCGCCCUCGCCCUCGGCCCCCAAGGCCCAGGUUGAUAGUGCCGCUGGUGUCCAAGACGGCCUGGACAAGCACCAGCACCAGCAGCAAGCGGCCCCCAGGGGCUCCACCCACCUCAUAUUGGAACCGGCUGCUCGGGCCCUGCUACGACACGUCCGCUCGCACAGGCUCACCCUGCCGCAGCUCGGCGCCUGCGUCACAGCGCUGGCUAGGCUCGUCACAUCGGGAACGCCACCGCCGCCGGGAGGGACGGCGACGGCGCGAGCGUCGCGUACGGCAGCUAGUCAGGAUGGAACCACAGACCCGGCGGCGCCGUCGCCUGCACCGCCGGCCGCUGCGGCCCUGGCUUCCCUCCUCCUGGAGGUGCCGCCGGAGGUGCUUCGCUGCGCAGUGGGGGGCCGACUUAAGGGCGAGGAAGAAGGCAUUGGCAGGAGGGUGAUGGGGUCCGGAGGCGGCGGCGGCGGCGGCGCGCUGGGACCGGAGGGCCUGGCGUGGCUCCUGCCGUUGGAGGCGUCAUUGGUGGCGCUGGAGGAGGAGCUCUUGCCGCGGUUGCCGCUGCUGCGGCAGCUUCUGCAAAGCAAGCAGCAGCAGCAAGUUGAUGUGCAAGAAGAGGCGGUGGGAGGCGCGGUGGUGGAGCCAGGGCCGGCCGCGGCAAGCGGAUAUGAAAGUGCCCGGGGAACGGGGGGACGAGGCCUGGCGGCCCGCGUCAUUGCGGCAGUCCUGGGAGGGGUACGACAACUAAGUCUGACCCAGCUGCUGCACCUGGCGGCAGCCUCACAGCAACCUCAGACCAGCAGGCUCUUCUCAGAGGCGGCGCGGCGCGAUAUCGUACUUGCACUCGUGGAGUCACCGCUGGCGUCGCCGUCGCCGCCACAACCUGCUGCUCCGUCGCGUGCUGGCGGCCCACGGCGCUUCCCCCCCUUGCCGCCACCGCCGCCGCCGCAGCAGCAGUAUGCAGCAUCGAUAUUGGCGGUGCUGCCAGAGGUCGUACAAUCGCUGCGGCCGGAGUCACUGGUGGCCGUACUCUGCGCAGCGGCACGACGGCAAGCGCACUUCGACGCGUGCCGGUUGGCGGAGCAGCGGGAGCCGCUGCAGCCGCCGCAGCGUCGGCGGGAGUCGCGGCAUCAUCUGCCUGCGGAUCUCAUUGCCGCUGUCGCCCUGUCGGCUGCGCUGUCGCGGCUGCUGGACUUGGCAUCUCCGGAGUCGCAGCCGGGGUUCAUGGACGCGCCCAGGCGCACUGCCGCCGGCGCGGAGCUGUCCACGGACCAGUGGUGUGAUGCGCUGGCUGCUAUCGCUCAGGCGGCACAUGCACUUGCGGCGCCGCCAGCGCUGCUCCCGAGCUCGCCAGCCGCCGCCGGGCUAGGUGCAGGUGAGAGCAGGGCUGUAGCUCUCACACCGGUGACAUUGCUACAGCUCCUUAAUGCGCUGCGACCUGUGUGGCCGGCAAUGCGCCCGUCGCAGGCCGUGGCUGCGUUCACACAGCUCGCAGACCUCCACGAGGCGGUACAGCUGAUGUCGGAUGCUAGGGAAAGCGACAACGGCGGCGGUGGUGGAGGCAUCGGCGACGACGGCUCCGCCGGCGCUGUGACUGGAGGGCCGCCGUCGCCGUCAUCGCCACAGAAAAGCAGCGCUGCCAGGGGGGGUUCAGUGGCGGCAGCGGCGGCGGCUAUGGGGCCGGGCCCUGCGGACUGGCACGUGGCACAGCGUGCGGUGGCGGCGACGGCGCGACGCCUGACGGCACGAGAGCUGGCGGCGAUGGUGACGGCGGCAGCACGUCUAGCGGCGGUGGCGCCGCUGUGCGAUGAGUGGAUGGAGGCGCUGACGCAAGUCUUGCUGGCGCCCCCGCCGGCGCCGGCGCCACUGGCGGGUGGCCUGGCAGCGCUGGACUCUGUGUCGGCUCUGGAGUUGCUGCGGGGCUGUGUAGAGCUCAAGGCGGCUGCAGGACCGGACCAGGACGGCAUUAUGCUGCCGGUACUGCCGGUGCUAGAGCGGCUCGGGGUGUCGUGCAGCGACGUCUGUCGGCUACUACCGCGGCUGGCGGUGCUGGUGACGGAGCCGCCCCUCGCCGCUAUCGUGGGCACCUCCGCGCUGCCGCUGCUGGGCUAUCUGCAGCGCACGGCGUUCUCUGGAGCGCGACUUGGUGACCUGCUGGCAGCGCUGACGGGUCUGUCGCGGCUGAUGCUGCGGCCGGAGCCCGCCUGGUCUGCGGCUCUGUGCGCCGCUACGAUGCCGCUGCUGCGCAACCCGGCCACCGCCCUGACCGACCAGGCGGCGCUGGCCCACGCCAUGGCACAGGCGUGGGUGAUGCCCACACCGGAAUGGCACCAGCUGCUGAUGGCGGCUACGGGGGAGCGGAUGGCCCGUGGCAGCGGCAGCGGCAGCAGCGGGAAGGGUCAGGCGUUAGAGCAGCUAUUAUGGGCCCAGGCAAUUUGGUACCGCCGCAGCAGUGCCGCUGGUGGACCUGGCGAUGAGGGCACCGGUGCUGAAAGUGGCUGUGCUGUGAGCAGUGGCGGCAGCAGCGCUGGUGAUGGCAGUGGCAGUGCUGGUGCCGGUGUUGGUGCGGGCAGCUAUGUGUUUAAAGCUCCCGGCGGCUGGUUGGACCAGCUGGUGGCGGCCAGUGUGCCGCUGCUCCCGAGCGCCUCUCCGCAAGUUCCAGCCAACAUGCUGUACGUGUGUAACGCGCUGGGGUACGACCCAGGUCCCGACUUCAUCUCGGCGCUGCUGCAGGGCAGCACCGCCUCCCUGUCCGCCUUCACCGGGCCGCAGCUCUCCCGGCUGGCGCACGGCCUGGCUCGACUGGGCUACCAGCCCGAAGACCCGUGGGUCACGGCGCUACAAUUGUCAGCCGCCAGGGCACUGCACGAGUGCGACACACACGACCUGGCAGACCUGCUGGAGGGGGUGCUACUGCUGGAAAUGGGGCGCGAGGUGGAGGCAGUAGCAGCAGCAGCGGAUGGGGGGGUAGUGGAGCAGGGUGAGACAGCGGGUGCUGGCUUCGGGCGGAACUCCAGGGAGGAUCACCUGGAAGCUGAUGAGGACCCGGACGCGGAGGAUUUGAAUCCGGAACUGGAUCUGGAUUUUGAGUCAGAUUUGGACGGUUCGGAUCUCGACGCGGCCUUGGAUGCGCUCCUUUCGGAUCCAGAUUUUGAUGUUCCCGCCAUAGAGCUGUUCCUUAUUGAGUUCUGGGAAGCCAGCGCCGGUCAACUGUCCGCGGAUGCCAUGCUGAUGUCUGAGGCGGUUGCCCGGCGGCGGAGUCAACCCCCUGAGUUGUUUCGCACUGUUCCUAUGUCCCGCCGCCAAGACCUCCAAAUGGUGGAGCGCCUGAAGGCGGAGUUUCGCGAGCGCAUCACUGACCCACAGGUCGGUCCCUUCUGGCGUUACUGGACCGAACAAGUCCCCUUCCUAGACCCCUCCCUGGUAGCUCCAGACUCCGUGCUGGCUGAUGAGCUGGCCGACCUGGCGCCGCCGCUGUUCGACGGUGCCGCCACCGGCACCGACUCGCUUCCGCGCCUCCAGCGCUUCCUCACGUGGGCCGUCCUCCGUACGGGCGAACUGCCGGCGCCGCUGCCGGAGGGCGUCUCGCCAUGGGCGGGGCAUAUGGCGGCGCGAUGUGUUGAGCUGCUAGGAGGCCCGCGGGCCGCAGCGGCGCUGCCGGCGCCGGCACCAGUGGCAGAAGCGGCGGCGGCAGGUGAGCUCGUGCCGCCGCCACCGCGGCACCUUCGGCGUGAGAAUGGCGGCGGUGUCGUGCGUGUGGCUCCCCCGGUGGACUGGGUUUCGGUGCUGCAGCUGAGCCAGGUGGGGGCCAUGCUGUUAGCGGGCGGAGUGUGGUCGCAGCGGCGGCAGCUGUUGCGGACGGCCCAGGCGGCGGUGACGUGGGCCUCGCCGCCGCUGGCAGAAUGGGGCGAGGCAUUUCUGCGGGCCAGCCGUACCGCCUUUUUCGGCGACAGCGCACAAGAAAUGGCGGCGGCGGCUUCAGCCGAGAGGUCAGCAGGAGGGAGCGGCCCUAGCAAUGGCCAUGGUGGAGCUCCAGGGGGUGCCGCGGCACGGUAUGGAGAUCCAGGGUCGCAGGCGACGGAAGCGGCGUCCGGCACUGCUGCUGGCUCAACAACAGGCGGGUCUCGGCCGUUGGAGGUUGGAGAGUUGUUGGAGCUGUUGAUGUCCGUACUGGCGCUGGACCUGGCCCCGGGGUCCAGCUGGCUGGGGGCUGCGGAGGCCGCCAGCUUGCCCCUGCUGCGGGGCUGCCAGGCUGAGGAGGCGGUUGCGCUGGCAUUGGCGCUGCAGCGACUGGGUCAUGCGCCGGGGCGCGAGUGGGCGGCUGCACUGCUGUCGGCGACUCGGGCCAUGGGGACUCGGCGUGCGGCCCUGUCCGCAGUGAGUGUGGCGGCGCUCCUGGUGUGCCUAUGGGACCUGCGAGUGCGACCCACAGAUGCAUGGCUGGACGAUGCGCUGGCUGCAUUGGUCGGAAGGCAGGGGGAGCUGCCCGCGACCCUAUUGGCGAGGUUGCUUGCUACGCUUGCUGGUUUCGAGGUGCGGCCCUCCAGUGAGUGGCUGGCGCCGGCGGUUGAAGGCUUUUGGGGCAGCCUGGAGGAGCUGCUAAUGUUUAGCCAGGAUGUCGAACCGCUGGUGCAGGGGCUGGGUGCCAUCAGCGCGUUGGAGAUGCCGGUAAAGCAGAGCCACUUGACGGCGCUGCUGGCUCUCCUGUCCAAGCGCCUAGGCCUUGGGGAAGGCGCUGCGGCGGCGGAGUUUUCGGAUACGGGGGACACGCCGACUAGUGCAGCGAGUGCAACGGCUGCGAGCGUGGCUCGCGUACUUAUUUGCUUGGCAGGAAUGCGGCGUGCUACGCCAAGUCGUUCCAAUCGCAAUACAUUAGACGCGAUUUUCACGGCUGUGGCGGAAAGAUUGCCGGUCUCAGGGCCUCUUACACCGAAGCUGCUGGACAGCUGGGACAAGUUAGUGCCCCCGAGGCACCCCUCUUUGACGAAAGGCCAUGGCGAGCACAAGAAUAGCAAGGCCAGUAGGCGUGGACCUAUGGACGAGAUGAGGCAGCUGGUUAGGAUUCUAGUAAAGCUUAUGCCGGAGUCGAGCCGUUUCUUGACCGUACCUGACGAAGGCGGAGGCGGUAACAGAGUGAAGGAGGAGCACAUAAAGGAUUACCUGAACAAAGUCCUAGGCCGCAGCCAGGACCUGCGCGAUGACGGGCCGCCAUAUCCCGAUUGGGGCCUCGUUAACGGCUGGGCUGCUUAUCUAAGCGAGCUGUUUACGUGGGCGCGCGGAGCGCCGAUCACGCCUGACCAGGCGCUGCGGUGUGCACGGCGCCUACCCGGCCGAAGUUGGGAGACGCUGAACGAUGAGCUGGAGAAGCUCCGCCUGUGCCCGCAAGCCUGGCCAUUGCCGCUCCGGAAGGAAGCUGUACGUGAAGUCCAGAAAAAAUAUGAGGAGACGGGGCAACUGCCGCCGGUAGUCCAGCGGCCGCCGGCGCCAGUGCAGCUUGCCGCUACAGUGGGGCCGCAGCUCAUGCUGGUGGACGCGUCUGCGGUGGCAGCGGGAGCCGUGGCAGCGGGGCCUGGAGACUUCGGCCAGCUGAACAGCGUAGACGCCCAGCCCGGAGUGAAGCGGUUACUUGGCAAUGGUCACUUGGGCGAGAUUGACGUCGUGCAGGCAAGUGCGCAGCCUGUGCAGCAGUCGGUUCAAGUCGCCGGCGCGCAGGGCGGCCAGGCAGUAUACACGCAAGUCGCCGGGCAUUUCGCGCAGCAUGCUCCCCAUGGAUUGGCGGCAGCGGCGUGGCCCCCGCAGCCUCCAGCUCCGAAACGGCGGAAAAAGCCCGGCAGCAGCGGCAUGGAUUUUAUCAACCUCUCCGAAUACAGCGAGCUGGAGCUCUGGCAUCUGGCGCUCAAGGUACUACAGGAGGCCGAGUCCAAGCGCAACACCACGUCGUCUAACAAGCUGGGUGACCUGCAGACAACCCACGACAUGGUGCGCCGCGUGGUGGAGAGGUUCACGCCCAGCGCUGGUGCCAGCGGAGUGGUGAGCCUGAGCGCGCCCAUGGUGGGACCGCCAGCUGGUGUCACCCCAGGCUACCCUGCGCAAACAGCCCACCAGGCCCAGGCGGCGGCGGCACCGGGGGGGCCGCCGGCGCUUGUAGCCAUGGCACCGAGCCCGUCCACGUCGGGUAAUGCGGCUGCUGCUGCUGCUGCUGCUGCUGCUAGCAUGGAUACGGCGGCGCAGCUGAAGGCGAGGUUGAUGGUGCUGCCGCAGGGAGGCCUGGCCGGUGCUCCGCCAGGGCCGCAGUCUAGCGCUUCACAAGGCCAGCAGGCACAGGGGACACCUGGUACUUUGUCGGGAGUCUCCGGUCAGGCACAGACGGCCGCGUCGCUCACAACCAUUCAACAGCCCGUUGCAUCCCAUCAGCUUCAGGGUUAUGCCGGGCUGGCGCCGGUGCUUACACCGCCUCAGCAACCGCCUCAGCAUCUGCAGCCCAGCCAGCAGACGCUCCCGGCGCCACCGCAGCAAACGCAGCAGCAGGCGUCACCGCAACAGCAGCAGCAACAGCAGCCGACAACAUCACAGCAGCAACAGCAGCCUGCUGCCGCCGUGCCCGCGGCGUCUGGGGGGCCGACCACUUCGGGUCGUCAUGAAGGGGGUAGUGUUGCUAAGCCCACGACGACGUCGGACACUGGUACCAAGGUGCUUACAACAAAGGAAACGUGCAGGGAGGCGUCCAGCCGGCCAGGGGAUGUCCGGCUCGCAAGCAGUGCAUUCCAAAAGUACGAGAACCAAAAAUUGUCCGAAAAGUUUGACAAUUCGAAGUACGAAAAGGGAAGCGGGGGCCUGGAGGCUUUGGCUGCGGCGGCGGCGGAGCUCGGGGAGCGGUGUGGUGCGGAGCAGGAGGAUCAAGACGCCAAGCGCCGGGCGCCCUCGUCGGAUACAGGAGCAGCUUCUCCAACGUUAGCCCUCUCAAGCGGUCAGCAUGCGUCCCACCAGAGCGUUCUCAGCGGUGCUGAGCACCAGAUGGGUGCACGCGCUGGUGGUGGAGCGGCCUCCCCGUCACAACAACCGGAGCAGCGAAGAGGGGAGGAUAAGGCCAGCGGGCGAGGAGCAGUGACCACAGCCAUGGAGGAGAUGGACGAGACAGAGACUCGGGGGACCCAUCACCUGGCACCCCCAGCGGACUCAGUAGCCAGUCCUCAGACGCUCAUCUACCACUUGCUACCGCCGGUCGAGAGCUUGGCAGCGCUGGCACAUCGUGGCAUUGUGCCCAUGCCGUAUCCCGCCCAGCUGGGACUGGGCCAACAAAUAAUUAACACGGGGCAGCAGUACCUGCUCGUCACGGGGCAAAUGCCCUCGCUUGUGACGAGCCAGAUGCAGGGGCAGUACGUCCUUGCAGCUGCGCCGGCCACGGCCACCAUCAGCGCGAGCGUUCCCAUUGGCGUGUCGUCGCCGGCGGUCGUACAGCCGCAAGUCGUACAACCGUAG